GUUUCUGAAAAAGAAGAAACAGCCUGGUUUGCAGCUUUCGUCAUCGAGUUUGUUGUCAUCUUUAUACUGAAUGCUUUCACUCUUGCCAUCUACACAAGAAACCGUCACUUACGCAAGCCCAGUACGUACCUGAUAAUAAAUCUGACUGUGGCUGAUUUACUGGUGGGAACAGUGACCGGAUCUUCGAUGUCAUUCGAACUACAUAACCAGGAGACGGAUCUGGGUCUGGAACAAGAUUUUAGCUGGCAAUCAUCCGUGCAAUUCACAUUACAGGAGCUUUGUUUAGUUGCUUCUUUUGCUAAUAUUUCAUUGAUUUCUUUAGAGAGGUUACACGCAACACUUUUUCCCUUUAGGCAUUGUCUUGUUGGAAAAAGGGUUUACCUAAUCAUUAUUUUGUGUAGUUGGUUGUUCUCCUUGAUUUUGUCAUCCGUGUUUGUUCUUCUUUAUUUGUACGCAUCGCCGGCUUUACUGUAUGUCUAUGCAUCUUACUCUUUUCUCAUCAUUUUCAUUCUCACAGUUUCAUAUGCUAUAAUCAUCUCAACUGUCAAAAACAAUCCUUCGUCCCCUAAUGCUCAACCAGUUCCUUCAACAGAGAGGAAACUAACGGUGACUUUAUUUAUAGUUACUGUGGCUUCUUUUCUGACCAUUCUUCCUUGGGUUAUUUGGAAUGUUAUCGGCCAACACAUAGCGGGGAGUAAAUCAUGUCCUGCAGUACUUUCCCACAUCCAUUACUCGUUUGACUUACUCUUUCUUUUCAAUUCUAUAGUAAAUCCCCUAAUAUAUGCAGUAAGAAUGCAAGAGUUUAGGAAGGCAGCAAGGAAACUUUUUUACUAA
Porites evermanni is the source of this 834-nucleotide messenger RNA. The record is from the annotation of a GenBank genome assembly. Lineage: Eukaryota; Metazoa; Cnidaria; Anthozoa; Scleractinia; Poritidae.